Molecule: messenger RNA, 2294 nt
Organism: Cajanus cajan (pigeon pea)
Lineage: Eukaryota; Viridiplantae; Streptophyta; Magnoliopsida; Fabales; Fabaceae
Product: bZIP transcription factor 29
Biological process (GO): regulation of DNA-templated transcription
Cellular component (GO): nucleus
Molecular function (GO): DNA-binding transcription factor activity
Source: RefSeq, a predicted model, not a curated record
CGUGUAGUAGUCAUCGUCGUGGAUGUAGAGAGAGAAAGAGAGUAAGAGAGAAACUCUUUUUCUUCUUGGUUGUUGCUCUUGUUCUAGAGAGAGAGAGAGUGAAUCUUGGAGAGAUAAGCGCCUGCUCCUUCGGCAUUUCCGUCAGACAAAGCUAACACUUCCAAGACCGACGCUGCUAUUAAUGAAUUCAAUUCGCGCCUUCACCAUUCCCUAUUGUAUUUGUGGAUGAACACUGCCAAGAUUGUGGAAAGUUGAGAAGCAGAAUGGGGGAGAAUGAAGAAGCGGCGAAUGACAUGAUGCAGAGGCUUCACUUUCUGAAGCAGCCGCUGAACAUGGAGCAGCUCAGCAUACCGCAGUUCAACCCGUCGCAAAUGCGAGCGAGGCAUCAGCACAAUCAGAGCCAUCCGUUUCAUCAGCAGAGUGUGGGCGGUGGAGAAGGUGGUAACAGUAGCAACAAGCGCGCGGGUAUACCACCCUCGCACCCGCACCCGCACCAGAUCCCGCCCAUUUCGCCCUACUCUCAGAUCCCGGUGUCGCGUCAGCAAAUGGGGGGGUCGCACAGCAUUUCCCCUACACCCACGCACACGCGAUCACUCUCGCAGCCCUCCUUUUUCUCCCUGGAUUCCCUCCCCCCGCUCAGCCCCUCCCCCUUCCGCGACUCCUCCUCCACUUCCGUGUCCGAAGCUGCUGACGUGUCAAUGGAGGAUCGGGACGUCAGUUCGCAUUCCCUGUUGCCACCCUCACCUUUCUCCAGAACACUCAACACCACCACCACCAACAAUUUGCCCUUGCCCCCUCGAAAAGCGCAUAGGCGUUCCAACAGUGAUAUCCCCUUUGGAUUUUCCACCGUUUUGCAAUCCUCGCCGCCGCUGAUUCCUCUCCGGGGAAACCCCGGCUCGGCGAAGCCCGCGCAGUUGGUGAAACGGGAAACGCCGUGGGACCGUGGUGUUGAGCAUAGUAAUGUGGAGGGAUCCGGGGAGAAGAAAUCCCCUGAAGGGGAAGUGGUGGAUGAUCUUUUCUCUGCUUACAUGAAUUUGGAUAGCUUUGAUGCCUUGAACUCUUCCGGGACUGAUGAUAAGAACGGGGCCGAGAAUCGCGAUGAUUUGGAUAGUAGGGCGAGUGGGACCAAGACGAAUGGUGGUGACAGUAGUGAUAACGAAGCGGAGAGUAGUGUUAACGAGAGUGGGGAUGGUGGGAGGCAUGGAGUGAGUGAGAAGAGGGAGGGGAUGAAGAGGAGUGCUGGGGGUGAGAUUGCUCCCACCACCAGGCACUACAGGAGUGUUUCAAUGGAUAGUUUCAUUGGGAAGUUGAACUUCGGUGAUGAGUCGCCCAAGCUGCCUCCUUCGCCGGGGCAGAGAACCGGUUUGGUUUCGCCUGGCAAUGGAAUUGAUGGGAAUUCAGCCGCUUUCAGCUUGGAGUUUGGAAAUGGGGAGUUUAGUGGGCCUGAAUUGAAGAAAAUCAUGGCCAAUGAGAAACUUGCUGAGAUUGCUUUGUCAGAUCCAAAGCGUGCGAAAAGGAUUUUGGCCAAUCGGCAAUCGGCUGCGAGAUCCAAGGAGCGGAAGAUGCGGUACAUUUCGGAACUAGAACACAAGGUUCAGACUCUACAGACAGAAGCCACCACCCUAUCUGCACAGCUUACUCUGUUACAGAGAGAUUCUGCUGGACUCACUAACCAGAAUAGUGAGUUGAAGUUUCGGCUUCAAUCCAUGGAACAACAAGCAAAGCUCCGAGAUGCUCUAAAUGAGGCGCUUACUGCUGAGGUUCAAAGACUAAAGCUUGCUACUGCUGAGCUGAGUGGGGACUCGCAUGGUUCUAGCUGUUUGAUCCCUCAACAUUCUGUCAACCCUCUGAUGUUCCAGCAGCAGCAGCCUUCUGCGUCAUCCCAACAAAACAUUCAUCAUCUUCAACAGCAACAGCAGCAACAGCAUCAGAAUGGUAAUGCCAACUCAAAUUCUGACUUGAAACAAUAAUUGGAGAAAGUCGCUCUGCAUCAAGAUGGUUGGUUCGUUAUAUAUUCGCUGCUGUUAACUCAUGGCACUCAGUUUCGCAUAUUUACAAAAAGUUUUCCUUAGUUGCUAUGGUCCUAUGUUUGAUUCGCAUUUCCUGUCCAGCUCGGACAGAAAGUCCAUAUACAGGUUCUAAUUUCUGUCUUAUAUCUAAAUUAUAGAGCAUAUUUAAUUUCAGUAUAUAUAUUAAAUUGUAAGCAUUAUUUGGACAUGAUUUGUUUUAUGAUGACAUUUAGAAAAAGUGUUCAAACUUUCUUUUUGUAAAGAAUGACCAUUCUGUUGUGGAUC